Racocetra persica is the source of this 1723-nucleotide messenger RNA. The record is from the annotation of a GenBank genome assembly. Lineage: Eukaryota; Fungi; Glomeromycota; Glomeromycetes; Diversisporales; Gigasporaceae.
AUUUCCGAAGCUGAAUGUAAUAAUUUGUCUGAAUUCAAACCACAUACAUAUUCAAAGAUAAUAUCAAGUCUUCAAUCGACUUUAGUAAUUCAACCUAAUGAUGUUAUCGACAAAUCCGAAAUUUCAAUUAUAGAGAAUAUUUUCUUCAAUUAUGAUUCUGUAUUUAUGCCUUGGGUUUGGAAGGUUUGUGAAGGUAGUUGGAGCUUAAAGGAAUUUGUCUCUAAUCUGAUGGUCAGAUGGUUAUUUUUAAAGUUUCAAGAUUUCCAACCUUUAGAUAUUUCUUUUGUAAUUAAUGGAAAUUUCUGUUUCAAUGCGAAUCAAAAAACUCUUAACCUUUUGAAAACUGGAAAUCUUUUAUUCAACAAUUCGUUUGCUGUUCAAAUUUUGUUGCUGGUAUUCUCAAGUUUGAGAAUACACAAUAACAAGCAGAAUAACGAAAACAAUGAUAUAACAAGAUUAUUUCGUAUUAUUUCCUCUAUUUUUAUUUGCAUCAUAUCAUCUAAUAGUAAUAAUGAGAUAAAUGAUGCUGAUAACAAUGAAAUUGAAAAGCAUGUAGGGGACAGAAAAUUAUUAUUUCAAAACCUUGCUAAAUUUUGGUCAGAGAUUCUAAAACUGUUUGGUGCUCCUGGGAUUAUUGAAAACGUUCCUACAGAUUGGUGGCCAACUAUUAAUAUUAUCGUUUUAUUAUUGGGAUAUCAUUUUGAUCCAGUUGAAACUUUAAUCAUGAUGCUAGAAAUUCGACAGCAUCCGAUGCUUCUCGAAGCUCUUAGACAAUGGGCCUUAUCACCUAACCAAAAUAUUAACCAUGAUGUUAAUAAGUUUAUCGUGAACACAGCUUCAUCCGCUGCAUUAACAACUGUUGAUAUUGAGGUGAAAUCUUCAAUCAUUGGAUUGCUAAGUUUAACAAUUCCGAGUGUUGAAGAAAGCAAUAGUGUGUAUAAUGAUUGCAAUAAACAGGAAUUUGUUUUAUUUCCUACGAUAAAUGAAUUUGAUGAUAUAAUGAUUAUGUUUAGACGUGAUCCUUCAUUAUUUGUUGGUCAUAUUUGUUCGAUAAUUUCAACUGGAUUUCGUCCUCUGACUUCAGGUGAAUUUAAACAAAAAACUAGAUUGAUUUAUAUCAAUACCUGGGAUAUUUUUAGAGAUUUUAUCGUUUCAGAGAUUGAUAAUCAGUUCACAUGGUUCAUGCUCUUACCAAUCGCAAAUGCUUUCGAAAUAAUGUUCAAACAAAGUGAGGCAGAUUUAGGAUAUUACUUGAUAGAGAAUAAAUGGAAUUUAUUCAUGUUAAAAAUAAUUGUUCGAUAUGCUCAAUAUCAUUACGAAAAUUCAACGAACGAUAUAAAACCCGAAUCAAAUCUUUGUAGUAAACAUUGUUCUCAUUCUGUGAUGAGAGUGCAACUUUUGCGUGGAAUCUUCACGUCAGUUCAACCAUCAUGGAUCAAAGACAUCUUUUCUGAAAACUUUAUUGACUUUUUUAUUUCUUUGGUCAAAGGCAUGACCGAAAUGUCAAAAUGUGAUAUUAUUUUGCUCGAAAUGCUGCUACGAAUGUUGCAUCAUUUAUGCCAAAUUUCUUUACUCUCUGAAUCUCAACAAACUUUACUACAUUCUUUAUUCACUACGCAAUUAUUUGAACAAAUGGAUCAAGAACAAUUUACAAUGGACAAAAAUUACAAUUAUAACGCAUUUGAACAAAAUUUCCUUAUGGCAAGGCAAGUCACAAUACUCU